AUGUUUCUUUGCAAACCCAAACCGACGGACAAAUGGCUCGAUGCACAGUGCGAUGGUACGGCGGCCCUCCACACGCUGCCCUCCUGCAUGACGCUGUGUGAUCUGAAGAACGACAGUUACUACCAGCUGAUCGUGGUCGAUGUGCCGAUGCUGGAUUUCGAGGCCAAACCGAAGCUGAAGGUGUACAAGGGGACGAAUCUGGUGAGCGAACAGCACCUGCCCGGGAUACCGUGUGCGGUCGAGAGUCUUUACAUUGGCGACCAGGAACCAAGGAUACCGAUAAUUGCAGUAGCCGUAGAAUCAUCCGUCCUGUUCUACCGUAACCUCAAACCGUACUACAAAUACACACUGCCGAGCCUCACGGUGGAACCGCUCGAGAUGGAUGUAUGGGAACGGAUGCCGAACGAACGUGGCGAUGCACUGGAUGCCCUUAUCGAAAGCUUACGCACGAUCGAACCCUCACAGAUGACGCUACAGACGCAGGAACUGCUUAGUCUGCCGGAUGGCGAGCGUGGUGGCUACAUUCAGGCCUGUGCGGAACGUAAACUGGAACGACUUUCGAUCAUCACCGCGAUGACGACGAUCAAGAAAGCGUCCACAGAAACGAAGGCCGCCUCUUGCCUUAUCCUGGCGACCGAAUGCGGUGAACUGUUGCUGCUCGAUACGCAAGCGUUCGGUGUCCUGGCACAGGCCAAGUGUGGUCCAUUCCGUGGGACACCGAGUUUACUGUCAGCGAGCGGCCAAUACGAUGUUGAUUAUCGCGUAGUGAUAGCGACACGAGAAGGAUCUCUCUAUCUGCUACGAAAAGGAUGGCUAGCAGGGCAACAUAUCGUCCGGUUGGAAGCACCGGCCGCCGGAUUGGCCCUGCUACCGAUCGACCAAACGAUCGUGGUGGUGUGCAUGAACCGGACACUCGUCUGUUACUCGAAGAAAGGCAAGAAACUGUGGAUGGUCCGGUUGCCACAGCCAGCCGUCUGCAUGACGCCCGUCUGUCUACCUCAUCUCGGCAUCAAUCUCGUGUGCGUUGGGCUGAAAGGAGGCCUGGUCCAAUUCUACAGCCAACGGAAGCUGGUCGAUCAGUUCUACGCUCCGGAAUCGGUCGCUUCACUCACCUUUGGCCGCCUGGGGCAGGAAGAGCACGUCCUCGUGCUGGUCACCGUCGAUGGAUCACUGAUCGUGAAGAUCCUAAAGCGGACGGCCGAAUUCGUGACGACGGAGAACAUCUACGGCGAUGAUAGCACCGCCCCACCACCCGGACAGCUACAGAUACCGAAGAAAACGAAGAUCUUUGUCGAGCAGACGCUGAGGGAAAAGAGCCAUGCGGCCACGAUCCAUGGUUCGUUCCAGUCGGAGUUGUGGCGGAUGCGAUUAACGACGGCCCGAGCCACGAUCGAUGUAAUCAACUCGGCCGACAGCAACAUGUCCACGGUGGAUGUUGGAUUGGCACCGCUUAAACUGGCCGCGGAAGUGCUCGGGUUGGGCCCGGUGUUCAAAUUGUUUCUGGUGCUGGAGAAUAUCUCGAGCCGGAAGGAAGCCACUGGGCUAAAUCUGCUCAUCCAAGCCGACCAUCGGCACUAUCUUGUCGAUCGACCGUAUCUUAGCCUACCGAUGCUGGUUCCUGGGGCACCGGUACGGCUGGAUUUUCGUGUCACCGUGUCCGUCGAUCCGGCCGAUGGUCUACCGCCGGUUGAUUUGACACCGGAGAACUCCUACCUCAAGGUGUUGGUCUUUAAGACGGGUCAGACCAAACCGCUCAUCGCUUCAACCGUGGUUAUGCCGCAACCGGAGCCGCAGAUACUGAAUUCCUUCUGA
Molecule: messenger RNA, 1812 nt
Organism: Anopheles aquasalis
Lineage: Eukaryota; Metazoa; Arthropoda; Insecta; Diptera; Culicidae
Gene: BBS1
Product: Bardet-Biedl syndrome 1
Biological process (GO): protein localization to cilium; non-motile cilium assembly
Cellular component (GO): centrosome; axoneme; BBSome
Molecular function (GO): patched binding; smoothened binding
Source: RefSeq, a predicted model, not a curated record